AUGGGCCGGAAAAAGAAAAACUCCGGUGCUAGUGAGCUGGUAACGGGAUCAGGAAGUCAUGAGAAAGCUUUUUCAAGUUCUCAAAAGCAAGUGGUUGGAGCGGAAUAUACAGAUGGCAAUGGAACAGUAACACGGAAUGAAGAGGUGGAGGUUGGGGUGUCUGAAGCUCCGAUUCCGAUAGUCGACGGGUCGGAGGUCAAUAUUUCAUUAGCAGAUGAAGCUCGAAAUACCUGGAAGGGUUUCACACAGAGUAAGAUCUCUGAUAAAGGUAUGAACCUUAGCUUUAUUGCGCCAAUGGUAGUAAAUGGGGAGUCUGUAGCUCAACUUGAUAAGAAUGAUAUUGAGAAUAUGAGUGAACAAUGGGGAAAUGCUUUGAUUGUAUAUGUUAUUGGUCAAUCCCCUAGCUUGAUGGCCAUAACUAAUUACUGUAAAACGCAAUGGGCUCCUAAAAGUGAGUUCAAAGUGUUUAAACAUGAUGAAGGAUACUAUGUGAUUAAACUGGAAGCAAGGGAGGAUAGGGAUGCAAUAUUAUACUCUGGACCACAUUUGUUUUUUGGGAAAGCCAUGAUUGUGAAGCAAUGGACAGUAAACUUUAAUUUUCAUAGUGAAGUGUUAAUGGUUAUUCCUAUUUGGAUUAAACUGCCUAAUCUUCCUCUUAACUGCUGGAGCCCAAAAUCGCUGAGUAGAAUAGGUAGUGCUGUUGGGGUGCCUAUCUAUGCUGACGAAUGUACAACAAAGCAAUUGAGGAUAUCAUUUGCUCGUAUACUGGUGGAAAUGGAUGUCACUGUUGAGGUGCCUAAGGAAAUAACUAUUGCUGAGGGGGUCACCUUUAAGCAAAAGAUUGUGUAUGACUGGCUACCUCAAUUCUGUCAAAAAUGUCAGAAGGUGGGGCACUCUUGUGAGAGAAAGACUGGUAAUAGUAUGGUGAAUAAGAAGGUAACACAGAGAUGGGUGGAAAAAACUAAUAUUCAACAGAAGGAAACUGGUGAGAUUGAGACUAAUGGAAGGCCUCCUGAGGAAAAUGCUUCAAAGGAGGGUAUUGGGGAAGAUAGGAAUGCAUUGUCAGUAGCAAGCAUUCCUGCACAUGACAAUGUGACUCCAGUAGCUACACCAAUUGCUCAUACACAGAGGCAGGAUCCAGGGGAGGAAGGAGCAUGGAAAGUAGUCACCAGGAAAUCUAAGGAUAAAGGGAAGCAGGUGGCUUUCCAGCAGGCUAGGGCAGCAGUGACUUAUGAGCUAUCAGAGACUGGAAUCUCAGCUGGAGCUGGGGGUGCUAAGGGACCAAUCCCUUAUUUGUCAUGA
This is a messenger RNA of Beta vulgaris subsp. vulgaris (sugar beet), 1302 nucleotides long. RefSeq lists its product as uncharacterized. NCBI's taxonomy places the organism in Eukaryota, Viridiplantae, Streptophyta, Magnoliopsida, Caryophyllales, Amaranthaceae. The coding region runs from base 1 to 1302 and encodes 433 amino acids. The record is from RefSeq and is a predicted model, not a curated record. The transcript has a single exon.